Molecule: messenger RNA, 2343 nt
Organism: Hordeum vulgare subsp. vulgare (domesticated barley)
Lineage: Eukaryota; Viridiplantae; Streptophyta; Magnoliopsida; Poales; Poaceae
Exons: 13
Coding region: 207-1988 (593 amino acids)
Biological process (GO): proteolysis
Molecular function (GO): cysteine-type peptidase activity
Source: RefSeq, a predicted model, not a curated record
AUAUUUCGCCCCCCUCUUUCCCGGUUGCCCCUGCAUCUUCGCCUGUCCCAGGGACCGUCCUGCUUGCUGAGCCUCCUCAUGUUACGAGGUCGCCUAUUGGCCCGUCUAAGGACAAGGAGGCGAAUUCUCUGAGUGGGUCCCUUGGGGUGGUCAGUUACUCCCAGUCGUCGGGGUCCCCACCUUCACUAGCCUUGGGGUCUCCAGCCAUGUUGACUGCCACUUCGACGCCUCCUGAGCUGGGGCUGACCAUGGCCUGCGCUAGCACUCAUGUGGUUCGCCCGAAGGGCGACACUCGGCGCCACCCCAAGCCUUCUCCGACUCCUGCUUCCCGCCGGAGUGAGCGCCUUAGUCGUUCUAGGUCUAGCGUAGAAGCGCGGGUGCCAUCGAUCCUCGAGAAAGCGGCCAUGCGAGCCGCUGCCCGCAACCUCGAUCCGGAUACAUCUCCGUCCCUCAAUCAAGUGCCCCAGGAUGAUGUUGCAAUAGCACCUGAUUUAGCUUAUGUGGACUUGUCAGCUGGUGGUCUCCCAAGGCCCUCUAAUGAGCUGUUGUUUCCAGCCCAGCCUAGCUAUAAGUUAAAGAAUGCGGUGCGAGCUGACUCCAAGGUUUCUACUUCGACAAGUCAUAACAGCCAAGCUACCGAGCAGACCGUGAGCAAAGGCAAAGGACAACCUGACACCGAUGUUGUCACUUUGAAAGCCACUGAAGAAGUGAUUACUGUGGAGGAUGUUGAAGAGCGUGUUCAAAUGGAUGUUGACCCUGCCAGUCCAAGGCGAAGUCCAGUGGCGAUGGACACCGAUCAUGGCAUGGUACCUAAACUUCCAGAAAUUCUGUCGGAUGCAAGUGUCGUAGCGUCGACCGAUAUUGUACAAGACAGUCUGAGUGCAUUGGUUGUUUCGGCGCCCCGACCUGCAACGCCUCCCACUAUUUCCUAUGUACAGUAUCCAUUGGCCAGGACUCUAGAGGAUGAGGUUAGCGCUAGCAAAGAGGCUGUGAUUCAAGCCGAGCUCGUGAACUCCACGAUGAGGGAUGCAUUCAAUUCAAGUGAGGUUUUGAAAGCUCAAAUGCGAAAAUACUAUGAACUGGCAUCCAAGCAUCUAGCAAUGCAAGAAGAAGUAGAAAGUCUCCGUGCAGAACUGGAGAAAGAGAAAAAGAAGAACGAGAAGCUGGAGAAGGAGAAAGCUAUCAUGGGAGGUACACUUUUCAUCCCAGACACCACCACGGCACGCCACAACAACCAAGAGUGCCAAAACAAGUACUUCCAGGAGAGCAAAGGCGGGGAAGCAAAUACCUCAUUUCAAGAUCACCUCCCUCCCCCAAACAUUUCAAAUCAUAGUACAUAUAACGUGAAGGACAAAACAAAUAAAGGAAUGCUUGAUGAUGAAAUUUUCGAAUUGUACAUGGAGGAUCUUUGGACAGGCAUAGAUCCGGAAAAGAAGAGUAAUUAUGUGUACCUUGAUUCACUAUGGUUUGAUAUGUACAUCAAUGGGAAACAUAAAUCAAAAGUCCUUAAAUGGGUAAAAGCUAAGAAAAUAUUCACAAGACGAUAUGUAUUUGUCCCUAUUGUUUACUGGGGACAUUGGAGCCUCCUUGUGUUGUAUAAUUUUGGCGAGACAAACUACUUGGGCACUCCAAAGGGGCCACGCAUGCUACUGUUGGAUUCACUUAGAACAACACAACCAAAGAGCUUGCUGUCGGCCAUCAACAGCUUCAUGAUUGACAUUUUAAAAACAGAAGACCGGGAGGAAGAGACAGGGCAGUUCAUAAAUGAUGUCGAGCUUGAGUUUCCUGAGGUUCCACAGCAAAGUGCAAAUGAUUGUGGUAUAUAUGUUCUUUACUUUAUAUACUGUUUUCUCAAAAUCGAAAAACUGGGAGAAGAUUUGAGCCAGCUGGGUGCCUUUUUCGACCCAGAGGUACUACAGAACCUGGAGCACAUCCGCAAGGCUAUUCUUUCAUACCAAGAGAAACAGAAUGCUACAAUUACAGAGUAGGUCAUAUGGCAAGCUUGCAUCUAGUAAACUGUACACCUACUUGUUAUUGGGUAACAACAUACCUUAUCUACCGAAAAUCCCAUGGUUUCAUCUUCAACGGUGGCAAGUUUGGAUGAAGUUCAAAGAUUGUCGAUAAUAUGUUGUCAAUACAGUUUAUACAGAAAGUUAAGAAUAAGCUUCAGUGGAAGUCAGCUCAUAGUUCUUCAUACCGAAUCUACAAACGUUUCCAUUAGUUCAAUAAAAUCUAAACCAUUUUAUUCAGUGCAUUUAAUAGUUGUUGAUACAUGUAUUUUGCAGUUCAACAUUACCAACUUAUAUUAUGUGGAUCGCAUGAUUGAGUAUAACUGUCCUUCUG